AUGGUCAACCCCUGCUCCAAAGACGACUUGCCAACUCCCUUCGAGCCCGUCGUGAGCGUCAACGACAUCCCCAUGCUGGAGUACCUUUACAGCGAGUUUGCGAGGCCGGCGUACUUCAGUGGGUAUGAGUGCCUGCACCUCAACGAUGGCUACGCGGAUGGCACCUUGGACCCGGUCGACCAGGCCCUCGGCAGCAAGGUUUAUCAGCACAUGCAGCACUACCACGGGCCGCAGUACGAUAUCCAAACGGGCGUUCAUCACCAGGGGUACGGUGACGAGGACUCCUACGACGGUUUCUGGGGCAAGGGAAGCCUUUACAUCGACCUGCCGCGAUCAAGGGUGUACGACGCGAGCUUCAACUGCACCCCAGGGUUCCAGGCCGAUAUCAUCUGCGAUGUGUCGGGCAGCACCGAGGCAGAAGCCUGCCCAGAAGGGUACGUGUGCGAGGAGUCCUCCAACUCCGAGGAGAGCGUGCAUCACCCCUGCAGAGAGGGCUACGUGUGUGACUUCGGCACCACGCCGGAUCCGGAUCUCGAGGCCCCCGAAGGGCAGUUCACUCAGCUUUGCCCGGUUGGCUUCGUGUGCACGGACGCAACAGGCCUCGGACAGGCCUAUCGACAGGUUUGCUACGAGAACUACUUUUGCCCCACGGGGACGGGAGACCCGCGCACGGGUCAGAUGGCUGACGACGCGGUGAACAGGGGCCUGACAGCGGAACAAGCCAACCCCUUCCUCAACGUCGACACCCUGAAGUACCUCGGAGACGAAGAUGUGCGCAUGAUCAGCGCCCACGACCUCCGCUGCCUGGCCGGCAUCGACACGGGCCACAAGGAACGCUACUACACCCGAUGGCUGGGCGAGAAGACAGACCCGCCGAACAGCCUCACGGUGGACUACCUGCGCGUGGCACGCGAAGGAAAGCCUCCUUACACGAAUGAUACGUCCCUUACGUCGAGCUCGGCCGUGCGCGACCGAGCGGGCGCCGGAGGGCUGGAGGAUGCGGGCACGUACCUAGACGUGGAGGGAAACGUGCGGCCGUCCGUGAUAAACGAGGCCAUUGCCAUGGACUUGUCGUGCGCACGCGAUCACAAGUGGAGGCUCGUUAGCAUGGCCAUCGAGCGACAGGAGUGCAAUUGCGUGAAUCAGAUCUACGUCAUUGCCGGGGUGUACCGGCUAUGGCGCUGCACGGGAGGAGACCUGGACGAUCUCGGUAUCGCCAGCAUCCACGAAGAGUACAACGGCGGACGAGACUUUUGGUUCGAGCGAAAACAUCUUAGCUCCAAGGUUUGCGAGUUUCAGGGGGCGUCCGCCGAUGGUGAUGGCAACAACGCGGGGUUAGGGCUGAACCUCACCUACGGAGCUGUUCCGUACGACCCUGAUGUGUCCUCUAUUUGGGAGCUCUCGGCUGGCGCACUCUACCUCAACACAUCAGUGGGGCUAAGAGUGCAGUUCACGUGGACAGAGUCUCAGGAUUUCUUGACCUACGAAAGCCUGAAGCGGGCGGUGGAAAGCGAGUACGAAAGCGAGUACGAGCAGAGAGUCGCCGGCAGUCGAGAUGCGAUGGACCCGUACGUGUAUGACCUUUACCAGGCCGUGCGCUACGUUGAAGAGUUUGGGGGUGAGUGCAUCCUUCCAAAGUCAUCGCAGGGCUUCCUUUUCAUCCCUCCCUCGGGGACGGGCCAGGGCGCCGAAAUCAGCGAGAACAUUUACAACUGCGAGGCCGACGGGAGCGUGCUGCGAAGGCUCAACGCCAUCCCUGACCGGUACAUGUUCAGUCCGAACUACUCGGACCACGUCAACAACGGUAGCGCCUUCUCGGAGUUGACGGGGAGGGAUGACUUCACUCUCGGCACCCUGAGACUAGACUCCCUUGAGGUGGCCGUGGUCACGCUCGACCUCUCCGCCCUGUCACGAAACGUCACGUAUGGGCAGCACUAUCAGCUCGCCGUGUACUUGGACUGCAAGCCUUGCCCAACCCGGUACCAGUGCGAGUGGGAGGUAGAGCCUCCCACGUGCUCGACCCCAAGGUACCGCUGCCGGCAGAUUCCCGCCUUCUGCGACGACACGGAGUGGCCGGUUCUCGAAUGGCAGAUGCUUUUCGAUCAGAGUGGAAAUCCGUUGAGCGGGAACGCUCAAGAAGAUUCGUGGUUCUACACUCCAGAAGACCGAGAAGGAAGUUAUCCUGAUACGAAGCACAAUUUGAUUAGCUUCUCUCUGACGGCUCUCAAGGAGGUGGAGAUCACGGCUGCCCUCGAGCUGCUUCACGGAAUGUACUAUUAUGACUUCGACAACAUGAUGGAAAACAUCGGAGAGCUCUUCAUCUUCACCCCCGCGAGAUCGGACUAUACGCCCCUGGAACCGUCGCGAAAUUCCUUCUUUUUUUUGCUCGCCAAGGAUGACUUCACGGACUUGCAGGUGUUCAUCGACCGGGCCUAUGACAUCGACGUCGCGGACCCUUCAUACUACAGCAAUUACGCGAGGUACUUGAAUCAGGAGGCCUUCCUUGCAAACGACAACGCCACCAUCCCUGACUACGAUAUCAUUCCGGAGCGCGAGGUUGUCCGGCCGGAAUACAAUGAUGUUUUCGAAGACUCGAACUGGUGGGCCUCCGGAGACGACUCCGGCGCGAACACCUUCCUCACCACGCCGUACUUUCCAUUCCUGAGCUCGUGCGCGGGCUACGGAAACCACAUGAGUUUCUCCAAGCUCGUGGAGUCGCACCCGGGAUGCACGCUGAUUCCGUACGAGCAAACGAAGGCAAUCAACCAGUGGCGAAGCAUCGGCAAAUCCCCUUUUUCGGAUGAGUGCCUUGUGCAGCUUACUUCCGAAGAGCGGUACGACGAUGACGGCAACUUGCUCAUCACUGGAGAGACUAGGGGCGUCUACCUGGACUGUACGUACGAAGAGGACAUUUCUAUGGCCUCGGCACAAAGAAGGUGGUUCCAAGCUGACGCCGGCACGACCCUCUUCCACGUGACGAAGGAUCCCUUAGACCCGGCGGACUUCGAGGAGACCGUAGACAGCAACGGAGACAUCGUCACGGGUUGGGGGCGGAGUUCAACUUUGGAGUUGACGAUCAACUACUUCCAGAGGCAGCGCGGGACAAAGCGGAUGGUCGACAUGUUUUUCGAGUUCACCGAGCUCUGUACCACCAUCCCCCCGCUGGAGUACGGCGGAAACGAAGUUCUCCUCGAAACCUUUGCCGCCAAGUACGUGGCGCUUACCUGGAUGGAUCUGGUCAAUUUCUUCGAGUUCGACUGGAUGCUCUACAUGCUGCUUUUUAUGGCAGUCGGCAUUAUUGCGGUUACGGAAGCGAUUAUCGUGUGGGGUAUCAACCGCCUCCUCACCAAGCUCCGACACCCGCCGAAGUUCCACGGAUCGGUGUUGUUCCACAUCGUGUCGGAGGCACCGACACAAGGGGUGCUACUGGCUUUUGUCCCAACGAUGCUCACCGUGGCGUUUGUAUGGUGCUGGUUUGCGGAGAACAGUUUCCUGGCGUCUUCGGACCCUGUGACCACGCCUUCGGCUUUCAACUUCGAAGGAAUAACCGGGCGCCAUGAUUUGAUUGAUCGAAGGAGCUGGCAAGAUAACCUUGCUCUUACGACGGACCGCGUCCUGACCUACCGCAACGGCCGGAUCGGCGUGUGCCUGAUAGCCUCCAUGAUCUAUAUUGCUCUCAUCUCCGUCGAGCUAUUUGUGCCGGACUGGUCAGAGGAGAACAAGGCGCAGGCCGAGGCCAAUGUGGCCAAGGACAUCUACUACAACGACGAAGACGACGAUCAGCUACCAACGUCUCCGGUCUUCGCGCCUAUGCAGUGGAAGCGCGCCCACCUGCUGUGGGCAUCGCUUGUCAUGCAGGGCCUCCUGGUGGGCAUCUGGGAGUUCUCGUACUCCAACACCUUUGCCACAUACGUGUACCAGUUCAUCGUGGGCUUCAAGAUCGCUCAGAUGUUUAUGGACCUCGUGCUUGAGGGUCUCCUGCGGGAGCUUCUCAUGGUGGCGCCCCUCCUCGUGGUAGUUGGAAUCACGGAACAGCUUGUCACGAUGGGCGCCGAAGAUUUCAAGGACUUCGUGGUGUCUUUCUUUGUGGAGCUAUCAGUGAUGAUGCUCGAGAGGCUCUACCUCGACCCCGGUACUAAGGAGUCGGCAUUGUGCAUCCUUGUGUGCAUUCGCUACGGAAAACGAGGGUUCCAGAUGUCGAAGCUGUACCCAAGAUGGCGAAUGCUGUGGAAGAGGCGCUUCUCCCGCCGUCGGCGCAUGACCCGAGAAGACAAGGCAAAAGAGGAGAUGGCGUGGCGCAAGAUCAAUGAGGACAUAGAGCUGGAGCGGGAGGGCGUGGAGCCCCUCUUGGACUCCUAUUUCGUGUAUUCAACCGAGGUCCUGGGCAUGUUCAUCAUGCCUGGCGUGAUCUUCUUGAUCAUGGUCUUCAGCCAGCAGACCAAGAUGGCCGAGCUGUACGGCAUCCGCGACAACGAGAUGGGCUACUACCUUGCGUUCGCCUUGGUGAUCAUCCCCUUCUCGCUCAUCAUGGACGUGUUCGUGCUCAACACGCAGGAGUUCUAUUUCAUCAACGCGCUGUUCGCCGUGGGGAUGGUGCUGGGGCUAAUGGGGCUCACGAUAUUCUUGCGGUGGGAGUACAGCCUCUUCGGCGAUCCUGUCGGGCCGCUCAUCUUCGCCGUUAUGUUCCUGUUCGGGGACCUUGUGCAGCAGCUGCUCCGGCAUUUAGCAAAUAUCAAGGUGAAAAGGAUGGGGUGGAGAGGCCUUUGGAUGACGAAAAACAUCGAGGGCACCGUGGAUGACGACAUUGCGGCCAAGCUCGCCAUCGGAGAGGGUCGUCAGGCUAACCUUGAGCAGGAGCGGCUGGAGUUGCAGGCCCUCAACAGCGAGCGUUUCCGACAUCGCUUCCUCGAGCGAAACCGGCCGUGGAUCUUGCAGCAUCUGACAGACCUACUCACGCCAAGGACACUACAGCACACAGGGCCAGACGGGAGACCAGCUGUGGAGUACGUCCGUGAUGUCUAUGCAGAGUUGGUGGGUAUGGGGGAGGGGUUGCGGAGACCAGGAGACCGGAGCGACAUUUCUUCUGACGAAGAGGACGAAAUGGAGGAACAACGCCGCAACUGGCCUCGCACACCACUCGUCGGAGCCUCCUUGGCGAUCGCUCGGUUGUGGCUUUCCAAGGCUAGGAAGCGUCGGUCGUUCUGGAAGUUCGUUACCGGCAUCGUGCAGAACAACCAGGGCCGAACCCUCGCAGUGUCCUUAGCUCUGGAGGGCAAGGCCGACGCGUACGCGAUCGACCGCCUCAUCGCAGGUUUCGAGGAGCUGUACGGCGUGGACGAAAUGGAUGCUAACCUGUGGAAGGCAUACUUCCGCGCCAAUGCCGAGUACAUCACAAGGGGUCAUAAGAACCAAGGGGAGCCGUUGCCCUGGCGAGUGGAUGUGUACUCACAGGGCGGCAAGCAGGACAUCGCAGGUACGAAGGAAGAAGACCCGCGUACCAAGGACUGGAUCGUCGAACUCAACGCAGCUUCCAGGGCGCUGGCUGUGCGAUGGUUGCGAGCCGCUCGAGAAGGAUUGGACGGAAAAUUCCGUGCUCGAGGAGAGCAGCUACGUGAAGAGGUGCACUCGACUGCCGCCUUGAUGCCGCCAGAGGACGAUUGGUUCUUCGGAGCAGAGCUACGGCUGGAGGGACAGGCGCUGAUGGACGUAGGCCAGUCGAUCGAGGACGACCGGAGGGCCCUGGAGGCGGAAGGGGCGGUAAAGAUCCGCAAGAUAGAGGUGGACUUCGAGCACUUCGAGAAAACGACUCGGGCCGAUAUGGAAAAAGAUCGCAAAACUUUCGAGCACAAGAUCAACGUGGAGUCGGACGCAGUCAACACCGAAGUGGAGCUGAGGACUCGGGAACUUCUCCGACUUAGGGACGUGAAGCAGCAAGAGCAAGACGUGGUGGAGACGAGGCUGAAAGAGGACGAAGGAGGAGUACCCUCGGCCGUCGCGGAGGCCCACCGCAAACAGCUAGAAGACAUGGACGACGUCGUGCGCAAAGAGCAACAGGCACGAGAGAAGAAGUGGUCCGAAGAGGAGGCCGGUAUGCGGUCCCAGUUCGAGCAACGAGAGGCCCUCACAGAGCAAACCGUGGUCGACCGCAAGGUGCUUGCUAGCAACAAUAUCAUCCGCAUCAACAAGGAGACCAGGCAGAAAAUCAAAGGGACCGAGACCGAGUGGCAGGGCCGAGCCUCCAAGUGGUUAGCCACCGCAAGGAGGAAGGUGGAAUUGAAGCAGACAGAGGAUGCGGAGGACGCCGAACGCGCGAAGCGCAGGCGGUGAGCACGCGGAGAUUUCAGGACAUGGUGCCGCCGACUUGUGUGCGUUGAUUCUAGAACCACCUUGUGUCGUAGUUGAACCUCGUGGUGAACGGUUGAACGGGGAAGCUGGCACAACGAAGCCCAGGAUUUACAGCCGAUUGUCAUCUUCCAUAUGCCAACCGCUGGUGGGCAUCUCUUACGCUUGGGGGCCUUUGUGCGAGCCUUGUGACUUGUCCAGUAGACGUACGAUGACCUAUAUGCUUGCUUGUAAUUGUUCGGGGGGAGUGUUCUUAAGCGCCAGAAGACGAGAAUGGAAUUGUCUGCCGUGGGCAGCAGUUUUUGUGAAACAGAUGUGGGGGUGUUUCCUGGAACACGAAGGCGUAGGUGCACCUUACGCAAGAAACUACGAUAGGAGAUUGUUA
Ectocarpus sp. CCAP 1310/34 is the source of this 6727-nucleotide messenger RNA. Lineage: Eukaryota; Phaeophyceae; Ectocarpales; Ectocarpaceae. The record is from the annotation of a GenBank genome assembly.